Messenger RNA from Ceratosolen solmsi marchali, 2051 nucleotides. RefSeq names its product UPF0668 protein C10orf76 homolog. The transcript is spliced from 9 exons. Gene Ontology annotation, cellular component: cytosol. The record is from RefSeq and is a predicted model, not a curated record. Bases 9 to 2033 code for a protein of 674 amino acids. Lineage: Eukaryota; Metazoa; Arthropoda; Insecta; Hymenoptera; Agaonidae.
GUGUAGAAAUGAAUUUAAUGUAUCCAAGUGAAUCUGAAAGUAAGAAAGAAAAUAAAGUAGAAUUUAUAACUAUGUAUGAAAAGAUAUUUAGAGGAGAUGACAUUACUAUAACUAAUUUCAACUUUUGGAAUGAAUUAUCUCUUACAGAACCUGUAGUAUCUUAUAUUGAAAAUAAAAUUAAACAGUUGAACAAAGAAUCUCUAAUUCAAUGUAAGAAAAACAUUAAUUUAUUGGUUUCACAUUGCAUUGAUGCCUUAUGUGAUGAAAAUGUAUAUAGAAUUGUGUACUCCGUACAAACUCUAUCAAUACUUUUAUUUUCAUUGUACAAAAGAGCUAACCAUAAUGAAAAUGAAGCAAUUGAUUUUUUAGAUAUGACAUUUGGAUAUGAAAAUAUUGAAGAAAAAAUGAAUACGUUUUUACAAAAUACUAAUAUAUUUUUAACAGGUGAAUAUCCAUCAAAUUUAAAAAAUAUAUGUGUAAAUCUUUUUAUAAUAAUUGCUACUGGAUUAGAUAAUAUAAAUCAAAAUGUAUUAUUGUAUUAUAUAAUGAGCAGUAAUAUUUUUGAGUUAUUAAUCGAGUUACUUAGGGAUACAAACUCAAGGACCCAACAUGGAUUUCAAAUAGUUGUCAUUUUAACGCUUCUUGUUAAUUAUAGAAAACAUGAAAGUGUCAAUCCUUUUAUUGUUAAAUUAUCCAUUUUAGACGAUGAACUUGCAUUAAACGGAUAUGGACAAAUUAUUUCUAGUUUUUUAUCCACAUUUUGUAAACAAUUUACUCAACUUAAAUCAGAUAUGCAGAGUUCUUGGUUGAAUUCGUUUACGGGCAUAGUUGGUAACAGACUUAUAAAUGAUGAAGAAAUUAAGAGUCAACAGAUUCGAGAGAAUAACGCUUUACUACUUGCAUUAUAUGAGGCAACCCAUUUGAAUAGAAAUUUUGUAACAACAUUAGCAUAUACACAAAGUGAAACUACUUCAUCAUCGGUUCUAAAUAAUACAUUAACUACAAAAAAAUUAAUAAUGGGAUUUCAAAUUAACGAUAUUACUACCCAGCCUUUUAAUUUAUUAGCUAUUUUUUUUCAAUACUGCUCUAUAGUAAUACAAGAUACACAAACAGAAACAAUAAGUUACAAUGUAAAAUUAUGUUUUUUAAUAUUAAAUUGUAUUUCUGAAGACCAAUAUGCAAACAGUUUAAUGCACGAUGAUAAUCUAGCAUUUCGUGUUCAAUUAUAUAAAAUGCCAAUGCAAAGAAAAUUCAAUAACUCCAUAGCCUCAUCACAGCCAUUAGCGGCAACUCUUUUAGAUUUAAUUGUAAAAUUUAUUACUUCGAAUAUGAUAAAGAAAUUUCCAAUUGAUCUUUAUCACCAGUGUAUUGGAAUUCUAUUAAGAAUAUUAUGUUAUCAGAAACGAUGUCGUGUACGAUUAAAUUAUCAAUGGACGAAGUUAUGGACUGUUCUCAUAAAUCUUUUAAAAUUUUUAUCAUCAAAUGAAAGUUUUUUAAUAAAACAAAUUAAUAUAUUUUCAUUAGCAUCUGAAGUUGUAAAUAUAUUGAAUAUCUUCAUAACUUAUGGCGAUAUGUUUCUUCUGUCUCCUAAUACUUACGAUGAAUUUUUUUAUGAAAUUAUUAGAAUGAAAUCAAUAUUUAUCGAUUUAAAUGCAUUAGCUCUUAGAUAUUCACAUAAUGAAAUAUAUGAACAUAAAGAAAGUGCUAUGAAAUUAACUUCUUCUUUAAUAAAUUUGCGGGAUAUUUGUAAUCAUUUUCCUUUAAAAAUAAGUGAGUGGUUAACAAAGGAAAAUAUUUCUACCCCUACAGAAAGUCAAAUCAUGGCAAUUAUUAUUCAAAAUUAUGAUACUUUAACUUUAAAAUUAGAAGAUAAUUUGGAUCAAUUUGAAAGAUAUUCAGAAAGUCAAAAACAUUUUGAAUUUUUUAGUAGUUUAGUCAAAAACAUUAUUAAAACAGCACGUAAAUCUAUAAAUUUAUGUUCAAAGGAUGCCGAAAGUAUACUUCAAAAUUACACUUCCAGCUCAUGCAAAUAAAUCUUAAUUACUAAUUUU